AUGACGGAGAAGCGGAUCUCGCGCUGGUAUUUCGGCGGUCUGGCGUCAUGCGGAGCCGCGUGCUGCACGCACCCGCUGGACCUCGUGAAGGUGCACCUGCAAACACAACAGGAGGUAAAGAUGAGGAUGGUUGGCAUGGCGAUGCAUGUGGUGAAGAAUGACGGCGUGCUGGCUCUCUACAACGGCCUCAGCGCCUCUCUGUGCAGACAGAUGUCGUACUCUCUCACCAGGUUUGCCAUCUAUGAAACUGUCCGAGAUAUGAUGGGCAGUCAGGGGCCCAUGCCCUUCUACCAAAAGGUGCUGCUGGGAGCGUUUGGAGGGUUCACUGGAGGAUUCAUUGGGACACCAGCGGACAUGGUUAACGUCAGGAUGCAGAAUGACAUGAAGCUGCCCCCCGAACUCAGGAGAAACUACAAACAUGCACUGGAUGGACUGUUCAGAGUGUGGCAAGAGGAGGGAACCAGGAAGUUGUUCUCCGGAGCCACCAUGGCGUCCAGUCGAGGAGCUCUGGUCACUGUAGGACAGCUGGCGUGCUAUGACCAGGCCAAGCAGCUCGUCCUGAGCACAGGAAUGAUGGGAGAUAACAUUUUAACUCACUUCCUGUCCAGCUUCAUUGCUGGAGGAUGUGCUACGUUUCUCUGUCAGCCACUGGAUGUGCUGAAGACACGACUAAUGAACUCUAAAGGAGAGUAUAGAGGAGUGCUGCAUUGUCUUACAGAGACUGCCAAACUAGGACCACUGGCCUUCUACAAGGGUUUAGUUCCGGCUGGGAUCCGACUGGUUCCUCACACGGUCUUGACCUUUGUGUUCCUGGAGCAGCUGAGGAAAUAUUUUGGAAUCAGAGUGGUCAGUUGAGUCUGCACUGUGGAUGUCUGACCUUGUGACCUCUUACUGCCAACAUUUCACCGCCAAGCUGCAACCUGGACUGAGCUGGAACUGAGAACGUGCCAUAUUACAGCUGUACAUACAGUCACGACACGCACAGCUGAAACCGAGCUGUCUUACAGCUCCGUUAAUACAAACACUCACCCACAUUCGCUACUACAUACAUAGAUAUAGAUAGAUCGAUAAAUCCUCUACCAUUGACCCCUGAUUGGACACAUCUGGUGUUAACGCCACUUUUGAUUUUAAUUUCCACAUACUGUAACUGUAAAUAACCUCCAUUUCCUCCUAAACUGUUUUUACCUUUAAAAGUCUACAAUUACUAUUGUCAUUUUGCUGUAGGCCGCUAUAUUAAUGCAAUUGCAUAACUACAUAGUAGUUAUUCACGAUUUGCAUUCAGUUUACUGAAGUCCGAAUUUCUGU
Molecule: messenger RNA, 1305 nt
Organism: Colossoma macropomum (tambaqui)
Lineage: Eukaryota; Metazoa; Chordata; Actinopteri; Characiformes; Serrasalmidae
Product: solute carrier family 25 member 10
Exons: 11
Coding region: 1-855 (284 amino acids)
Biological process (GO): phosphate ion transmembrane transport; oxaloacetate transport; thiosulfate transport
Molecular function (GO): thiosulfate transmembrane transporter activity; antiporter activity; succinate transmembrane transporter activity
Source: RefSeq, a predicted model, not a curated record